GUAUGGAGCCUGAAUGAGGACCGGCUUGUGGAGCCCGCUGAGAAGCUAAACUGUGUAACCCAAGCAGUAAGAUUUGAGUGUGACUCGCGUCCGUGGAUCUUGCAGCAGGCCUAGGGUUUAGGACUCAUUGACGAUCCUGCUUUGUACCCGGGCGUGAACCCGGCGCCCGCGUCGUUUUCCGCCCUCCGGUGAAUCAGAUUUCCGUUCCGCGUCCCUGCCGCUCUGACUCAGUAGCGGCAUGAUGGCUGAGGGCGGCGGACCCGAGUCGGGUAAUGGGGCUGAGCCCGACCCGGAGCCGGUGUCCGCUGAGACGACUGUUCCUCCACCUGAAACUCAAAAGGACAGCAUCGGGACACUUCUGAAGACCGCACUGCGGAAGGGCGAUGAAUGGUUCUUAGUUGACAACCGGUGGUUUAAACAGUGGAAGAAGUAUGUUGGUUUUGACAGCUGGGAUUUGUACAAUGUUGGGGAGAAUAGUCUCUACCCAGGACCCAUUGACAACUCAGGGCUUUUUUCAGACCAAGAGACUCAGACACUGAAGGAGCACCUUAUAGAUGAGUUGGACUAUGUUCUGAUGCCCACUGAGGCCUGGAACAAGCUUGUCGGCUGGUAUGGCUGCAUGGAAGGGCAGAACCCCAUUGUUCGCAAGGUGGUUGAACAUGGCAUGUUUGUGAAACACUGUAAAGUGGAGGUCUACCUAUUGGAAUUAAACCUGUGUGAGAAUAAUAAUAUGGACAAUGUGGUGACUCGCCACUUCAGCAAGGCAGACACUAUAGACAUGAUUGAGAAGGAAAUGAGGUCACUGUUUGGGAUCACAAAAGAUCAGGAGACACGAUUGUGGAAUAAAUAUAUGAGUAACACAUAUGAACAGUUGAAUAAGCCAGACAGCACUGUCCAGGACGCUGGCCUCUUCCAGGGCCAGGUGCUUGUAAUUGAGAAGAAAAAUGAGGAUGGUACCUGGCCUAGGCAGUCAACACAUACCAAAUCCAGCACCACCACAUCUCGGAACUUCACCACAUCUCCAAAGCUUUCUUCUAACUCUUCAGCCACCAUCUGCUCUACUGUGACCAACGGGGACAGCAGCAGUAGCAGCAGCAGCAGCAGCAGCACGGGGUUCUCGCUGAAUAACAGCACCUCCGCUGGAAACAGGUUGGGUGGCUAUAACUCCUAUAGCUCUUCCUACAACUACAGGGAGGUUCAGUCUCAGCCUGGCCUGUGUGGCCUCAGUAACCUUGGCAACACCUGCUUUAUGAACUCUGCCCUCCAGUGCCUAAGUAAUGCGCCGCCCUUGACGGAAUACUUCCUAAAUGAUCUAUAUGAAGCUGAGAUCAACCGGGAGAAUCCACUGGGCAUGCGGGGGGAGAUCGCAGAGGCCUACGCCGACCUAGUGAAGCAGAUGUGGCAGAGCCACAGUAGUCAUGUGGCGCCACGCAUGUUCAAGACACAGGUGGGCCGAUUUGCGCCCCAGUUCUCAGGGUACCAACAGCAGGACUCCCAGGAGCUGCUGGCUUUCCUCUUGGAUGGACUCCAUGAGGACCUGAACCGGGUCAAGAAGAAGCCUUAUGUGGCCCUGAGCGAUGCGGACGGUCGUCCUGAUGAGGUCGUUGCAAAGGAAGCUUGGACAAACCAUCGUCUUCGUAACGACUCCAUCAUCGUAGACAUCUUCCACGGCCUGUUCAAAUCCACACUGGUCUGCCCUGAAUGCUCCAAGAUUUCUGUCACCUUUGACCCCUUCUGCUACCUCACUCUGCCCCUUCCAAUGAAGAAAGACCGUACCAUGGAGGUGUUCCUGGUUCGCAUGGAUCCCCAGUCUAGGCCCAUGCAGUACAGGGUGGUGGUAGCCAAACUGGGUAUAGUGGGAGACUUGUGCAAUGCCUUGUCCAAACUGUCUGGAGUUCCUGCAGAGAAUAUGGUGGUAGCUGAUGUUUACAACCACCGUUUCCACAAAAUUUAUAAGUGGGAUGAUGCCCUUAACCACAUAAUGGAGAAGGAUGAUAUAUUUGUCUAUGAGGUGGAGGGGGACUUGGGGGAGCGGGUCAACCUGGCAGUCUACUUUAGGGAGAGGUACUCUAAGUUGUCCGGCGGUUCUUCGAGCACCAUGCUGUUUGGGCAGCCCCUGCUCCUCACCGUGCCCCGGCAGAACCUCCCCAUGGACAUGCUGUACGAGAAGGUGCUGGACAGGAUCUCCCGCUACGUGAAGCAGCCCCAUGGCUGCGUGCCUGAGCGGAAGGCCUCGGCCUCCACAUCCAGCAGCAGCAGUAGCAGCAGCAGCAUCCAGGCGUCCGUGGGAGCCAAUCGCGGCGCGGAGCUAUCAGAUGGGCCGACCUGCAGCGCGGGCUCUGCUGGCCUUUGCGCACAAGAGCGGGAAUCGCGUCCCUGCAAUGGCCCCAAUGGGCUGUGUGAAGGAGAGGAGGAAGCCAUGGAUCACCAGGUGAGCCUUGAGCAGGACAACAGCCAGUCAGACUGCUCCGUAGGGGAAGAAGAUGGUGCAGAUAUUGAGGACUGUCUAACUGGCAACCUGCCUAAGAAGAGUUGUUCUCGGCCUAAACUAUUUUCAAUCAGCCUGGUGAACUCGUAUGGAACAACCAACAUCACUCCUCAGCCUUGCGAUGGAAACGUCCUCAAAUUGAACACACAUUCCACAGUGGCCCUAGACUGGGAUUUGGAGAUGAAGAGGCAGCACUAUGAUGACCAGGAGGCAGAGGCCUAUGAGAAGCAUGAGAGCAUGCCGCAGCCUCAGAGAAAGAGGACCAGCGUGGCCUUGAAGGACUGCAUAGAACUCUUCACCACCAAUGAGACUCUGGGCGAACACGACCCUUGGUACUGCCCCACCUGUAAGAAGCACCAACAGGCUAACAAGAAGUUUGACUUGUGGUCCCUGCCUAGAGUCCUGGUAGUCCAUUUGAAACGCUUUUCCUACAAUCGCUGCUGGAGGGAUAAGCUGGACACUGUGGUGGACUUUCCCAUCAGGGACUUGAACAUGUCAGAGUUUGUGUGUGAUCCAAAGGCAGGCCCCUAUGUCUACGACCUCAUCGCCGUGUCCAACCAUUACGGCGGAAUGGGAGGGGGCCACUACACAGCCUACGCCAAGAACAAAAUCGAUGGGAAGUGGUAUUACUUUGAUGACAGCAGCGUUUCAUCGGCCACUGAAGACCAGAUUGUGACAAAAGCUGCAUACGUGCUCUUUUACCAGCGGCGAGAUGAAACUCCCGCGAAGCCUCCCCCUUCAGCGUCCCUGGGCGGGGCUCCUGACUGUGGGGACGAUCACAUGGACACCAACUGAGGGGCUCGGCGUGGGGGCCGUGCUCGCAGCAGCUUCCACUGCCUCGGACCCUCAUCUCCAACCACGUUGCCCAUCUGUUGCGUUCCAGUUUUUAGAUUUUUCUUCCCAUGCAUCGAUGUCGUUUUGAUGCAUUACCUAAAAGACUCCAUCUUUUGGAGCCCACGGGCUACAGAAGUGUCAGCCUGGCCGUGCUGUUGAGAGUACACAGGGAUGUCGACCUCACUGGACCACCAGAAUGUUUAAAAAAAAAAAAAAACAGCAAUUCUUUUAUGUGCUAUAGGUAUCUGAAGAGAAUAAAAUAAGCCAAAUGCACACACUGUUUGUAGCUAAGUGUUAUGGGGGGGGGGAUACAUUUUUUCUCAAUGUAUGUGAGGUAGGUGGAGCCAGAAAACCCAUCUUAUCCACUCAGUCUCUUCCUACUCCAUAAACAUACAUGGCUGCAUGCUGUAGUAUGCAGUGGUCCUCUCCUUCUGGGCAGAUGGGUAGAUAAAUGGUCAAAUGCAGGGGCCCUCUUUUGUAAAGAGAAUCUCCCAGAUGAUGGAUAUCUUUCUGCAGAACAUCCUCUCAGUUUGUCCGUCGCUGUUUUGACUAGCAAAUUCUGCCCACGGAACGGUGCACAGAAGCAGGACAUCACUAAGGUGUUCUUUUAUGGUCUGUGGGAGACAGGGCGAUGCCAUCUUGGCCUACAAGACUUGGGCUUUUUACAGUGCAGCUAUGUGUUUCAGCAGUGAAGCACAAGAGCACAGGCUAUUGUUUGGAUAAGGUUUUUUUUUUCAUUUUAUGAUGUGUGUGUAAAAAUAUGACACUUUUUCCUGGGUAAGCAGUUAUUAAAGUACACCAUUAUCACCAGGGUGUUUUACAUAAAGCUUGAAAUAGGUUGUUUUUGCUGCUGAAUUCCUGUAAUCUAUCCUCUGUAGUCCUGCAACAUUUCCUGUGGAAACAGUCUUUCACGGUAUCAUAACAUGCUGUAGCAGGGAAAUGGAAUAUAUUUUGAAUUCUAUUGUGUUAGCAAUGAUUAACAGUACUGCUGUAGGUAGGAAUGAGAGCAGGUAGAAGCUCACCAUGCAAAUGAGAGAUCAGAAGGGUAUCAGGUCAUAAUUCUUCAUAGGGUGUGGAAACCGUCUGAAUGGGCGUCAUUGUAUCAGGGUCCAGAAGAUUAACCCCCUGAGUUACAAUGAUCACUCAGCUAAGAGCAAAUAGCAGGAUGUCUGUAUGUGGGAUUUCAUAUGACUUGUUUUAUUCAUGUAGAAAACAUCUUUGAAAAUAAUGUGGUGGGUACCGAUUAAUGGGUUUAGUAUUUACUAAAUACAGGUAGCGUUGGUCGUUUUAUUACAGAAGGUGCAUUGCACAUAUAAAUCACGCCUGGAGUAAUGAUAACUUACAGAAAUGGCCUUUGUGGGUAAAUUUUCUAGAAAAUCAGCCUUUGCUUUUGCCUUCUACCUUCUCUGUGUUUGACGCGCUUUCCCUUCUGUGGAAAUAAUCUGAGCACCGUUUGGAGAUCGUCUGAUAAGUUAAACUGAGGUUUAUUAUACAGCAUUAGUAUUUGUAGCUCAGAAAAUUACAGUGCACUCUGGUGGAAAAAAAUAACCUGAAUCCCAAAAGCUUUUUUAAAGAUGAGUUGGCUAUUUGAUCUAAUUUAUAUUCCCAUUCAUUCACCAAAAUGUGGCUUUCCAGCUUACAAUCCUUUGUAUUCUACAUGUAUUUUAAAAAGUGUAAAAGCUUGACAUUUGUUAAUUUUUUUUUUUUUAGUAAAUUUGAAAGUGCUCUUUUUAUGGAAAAUUAGAAUAUCAAAGUAUAUGGGUUUAUUAGGUUAGACUAAUGGAUCCAACUUCCAGAUUUUGAUUAAGUUGUGUUUAACGCAGAUAUAGCUACAUCGAGGAGAGUUCAUGCUUCUUCCAUUAUACAUUAUCGUGUAAAUAUUGUGUUAUAGGUACCUUGAAUGACUUGCAUACAUUUGCAGAAUAAAUAGAAUAUUGCAGAGUA
Messenger RNA from Paramormyrops kingsleyae, 5266 nucleotides. RefSeq names its product ubiquitin specific peptidase 4 (proto-oncogene) (gene usp4). The record is from RefSeq and is a predicted model, not a curated record. Gene Ontology annotation, molecular function: cysteine-type deubiquitinase activity. Gene Ontology annotation, cellular component: nucleus. Gene Ontology annotation, biological process: protein deubiquitination. NCBI's taxonomy places the organism in Eukaryota, Metazoa, Chordata, Actinopteri, Osteoglossiformes, Mormyridae.